Messenger RNA from Oppia nitens, 1221 nucleotides. RefSeq names its product nuclear hormone receptor HR96-like. Gene Ontology annotation, molecular function: nuclear receptor activity; RNA polymerase II cis-regulatory region sequence-specific DNA binding. Bases 169 to 1221 code for a protein of 350 amino acids. The transcript is spliced from 4 exons. Gene Ontology annotation, biological process: cell differentiation; positive regulation of transcription by RNA polymerase II; negative regulation of transcription by RNA polymerase II. The record is from RefSeq and is a predicted model, not a curated record. Lineage: Eukaryota; Metazoa; Arthropoda; Arachnida; Sarcoptiformes; Oppiidae.
AGUUUUAAUGAUAAUAAUGAUAAUAAUAAGAGUGAUAAACAAGAAUCAGAUAAUGACAAUACAGAUACAGAUAUCAUAUUUGAUGACAUAAUCAAUGAUAACAAUAUCACACCAGAGAUACCGUCACCAAUAGAGAUAACCGACUUAUUCGAUGACAUAUCAGUGGAUAUGGAUAUCAUGGCUGAUAUAGAGUCACAGAUACAGGAAAUUGCAGAUCAAGUUGUGACCACAAACAAUGAGCUCAACGGCACUGUUGGACGUCAACCACUACUACUACUACCACCACAAGAGUUAUCAUCAUUGGCUGCGUCGGUGGCGGUCAUACCUACCGUUGAACGACCUAUACUACCCAACUAUCGAAACACAUUCAACGAACUGGAAGGUCUUAAGCUACAGGAGCUGAUACGGGCAGCCAACAUAUUUCGCGACGUUCCCCGUGUAUCGCAAACACAGACCAUUGUAUUCGGCUAUAGACCGCCCAAUCUAUUUGAACGACAUAUGAGACGACUGACCAAAAUGUGUCAACAGUUAACAGCAUUUUCCAGUAUAUGUCAAACAGAUGCCAUAGCACUGGUCAAGUAUGGAUGUGUGGAUCUGUUUUGUAUGCGAUCCGUACCUAACUAUAACUGUACAGAUGAUAACUGGACAUUUGCACUGGAUAAUCAAGAUUCCAUAAUAAUCAAUAUGAAGGCCAUAAAAAAUUUUCCGUCAAAUGUUUACCAUUUUUCACGUAAAUUUUAUCAUCAAAUAUGCCGCGAAUGGGACACGGAUUUAGUUAUACUAGAUUUGCUUACAGCAAUUAUAUUAUUUAAUCCGGACAGACCUAAUUUGCUACAUAAGCAUAUGAUAAAAUAUCAUCAGCACUUAUACCUGUAUUUACUUCAACGAUAUCUACUAUUGAAAUACCGGACCGAAAGUGCAGCUCAACUGAAGUUUCGCCGUUUGAUGAACUGUUUGGUCGACUUUAAAGUGUUGUCCGAUUACGGCGGCGAUCAAAGUGCUGGACAUCUCUGUCGCCGCCGAAGUAACUCAACUAUAGCUACAACAGUGACAACAGAAGCGGCGGCACCGGUACCAUCAGCUGAGGGAUGUGCUAUCAAUAUGGACAACGAUAAAAGCACCGAAAAUACUACCCAAACAAUACAGUUUCGUCCGUCACUAAGUUUAUAUACUAUUAUUUUAAGUCAAGUGUUUGAGUCCAUGACUAUUAACGAUAACUAA